This is a messenger RNA of Raphanus sativus (radish), 1683 nucleotides long. RefSeq lists its product as uncharacterized. Lineage: Eukaryota; Viridiplantae; Streptophyta; Magnoliopsida; Brassicales; Brassicaceae. The transcript has a single exon. Bases 1 to 1683 code for a protein of 560 amino acids. The record is from RefSeq and is a predicted model, not a curated record.
AUGGUGAAAGCAAAGAAAGCAGCUCAACAAGCCGAAUCAUCCAGGGAAGAGAAGCAUGCAGAGGCUGAAGGAAGUCGGAGGUCACUCUCUGAUGGCGAACCUGAAUCGCCUCCGCCGAGAAACGAUAUGCAUGUUUCUGAUGUACUUCCUGAGGUGACUGAGGAGCUUGACUCGUUCAACACUGCGAAUGAGAAAGCUGCUUCAGAAGAUAGCGAUGAAAGAACUCCGGGUCUUGGGGAGGAGCCAUCUGCGAAAGUGCCUGAAGCAGAUCUGCAACCACUAAUCGGAUCCUCUAAUGCUGACAUUCAAGAUGUUCCGGUCACUGAUAAAUCGUCGGAAGAGAAGGUUGAGUCUGCUCUACAGAUGGUGGUUGUUGAAGAUGAGAAGGAACAGAGUGGAGCUGAUGUUGAAUCCGGCAAGGCGGGUGAUGACGAACCCAAAGAUGAUGAAGCUUCACAGAAGGAAGUGAGAAAGAAACGAGUGCUGCAGCGAUUAGGGUUGCGUUCCGCAAAACAAAGGAAGACAGGGGAGUCUAGUACACCAACUCAAUCUCAGUUUCUCACACCAGGAGAUGCAGCCAAGUCUCCAUAUUUGGCUAAGGAAGCAGAAGCCUCACCUCGUUUGAGAUCGAGAAGGUCUGGUGACAAAAGUGCUGAACCAAUGCCUCCUCUCAUCAAGAAAAGGUAUGAUCAGUUCCUUAAGCGUAAGGUACUUGCUGAGCGUUCGGUAGAUUUGAAGGAGGCUGAUCAGUGGGGGUACUUGGCGGUUAUUAAAAAGGGGUCUAUGGAAUCAACUGUCUCGAAUCUUGCUGUGUAUGUUGAGCAAGUUGUAGCUGAGUUCUAUGCAGGUCUGCCGAGUACCAAAGCUGAAGCAGAUGUUGAUGAAGUAAUUGUCUCUGUGAGAGGACAAACGUACAAGUUCUCACCUGCGCUCAUCAACAAUUCCAUAGAUUGGGAACCACUUUCUGAGGAUGAAGUGGAGGAAGAUGCAACUUUGGAUGAAAUCUCAGUAACCGAGUUGGCUUCAUUCAUCACUGGAGAUACGAGGACAGAAUGGGAAGGUCUCACUACAGCGGAUCUUACUUCAUGCUACGGUGCUUUGAUGAUCAUAGCUGCCUACAACUGGAUUCCCUCUACUCACAAGACGUAUGUCUCACUUGAGAGGGCAAGGUUGAUAUACAAGAUGGCUCAUGGAGUCCGUGCUGAUUUGGGUAAGAUGAUGUUCAGACAGAUUCUCAAUCUUGGAGUGACUCAGGUCAAUGAUGCACGUUGGUUGAUCUUCCCUCGCUUGAUCAUGGCACUUCUCCAAAGCCAGCAUGAUGUUCCAUCUUAUCCCAGUGACAAGCUUCAACGUCCGGUUCCUUACAAGAAGGAUAAACGAGUGGGUGAGAUCUAUGAGCAGAGACUAGCUAAAGGAAAGGCACCAUCUAGAAGUGAACCAAAGAGAAGCUCUGCCAGGACAACACGUCAGUCCUCUCCUGCUCCGAUUCCUGCUCCACGAACUGCUACACCAAGCUCCAGGACUGCACCACGUCGUGUAUCUCUUUAUGAACUUGGAUCAGUUGCCAUCCCUCAAGGACCACUCAGCCGUGUUGAUUUGCAAGUGGCACUACAGGAUACAACACGAGCUCUUCAAGCGCUAGCUGAGAUAGUUCAGGAUCUUCAGAGCGCUGUAGCAGGUUAG